Messenger RNA from Menidia menidia (Atlantic silverside), 558 nucleotides. Lineage: Eukaryota; Metazoa; Chordata; Actinopteri; Atheriniformes; Atherinopsidae. The record is from the annotation of a GenBank genome assembly.
AUGGCAGAACCCCCAGCAGAAAGGAGAAAGACCACGAGGAAAGUCCUCCUGCAGACUUUGGAGGAUUUAAAAAACCAAGAGUUCGAAAAUUUUAAGUGGCAUUUGACCCUACGGGGGGGCCUUGGAGACUUCCCAUACAUCCCAAAAUCCAAACUGGAGGAUUUAGACAGGAAGGGUACGGUGGAUCUGAUGGUCAACACGUACUGUAUCUACACAGUCAAAGUCACUAAAAUGAUUUUGGUUGAAAUCGGCAUGAAUAAUCUGGUUUUGCAUCUCCCCCCACACUUGUUAGACCCUGAAGAAGGGCUGCUCUCUCCGUUAGAGAGCAGCGUCCGGCUGCGCUACAUCAGCGACCCCACGGCCGGAGACCCGGACCCGGACCAGGACCAGGACCAGGACCAGCCCAGCGCCCACGGUACCAGAACCAUACUCCAGAACCCGGCCCACCGGGGCCCGUUAGUGCUCACAGACCAGAGAACCAUACAGGAGAGAGACGAGGAAAAACCCCCAUUCUGUCUGUACUGCAACCCUUAUCAGAACAAUAUUAAUAAUAAAUAA